AUGAAGGAAACUGAUCCAAUAUCAAAUGUGAUUCUAUCACGUCUCAAUAACCCGUUGAUUCCUGCGGACAAAAGUGGUUUAGAGGUGUUCCAGGAGUCCAAACGUCAUAUUAAGUUCAAGUUCUCUCCUUGUGCUUCAGACAAUGGUUACGUUUUCAUUACUACUGAGCCAACACCUAAAGCUAAGGUUGCGCCUUUUGCUGAUGAUUUCAGAUUAGAAGCCAUUGGUGUGCCAAAGUCUUUGAGUAAUGUGAACGCUGACUACAUUCAAUAUUUAAAAGAGUUACAUGAAAUCUACCAAGGACUUGACACAUACAAGUACCCACUCAGUCUCUAUGAAAUAGGCUUGAUAAACAGUAAUAUUACCGCUAGAAAAACACAAGAUCGCCUUCUAUACGGAGCUCUUGAUUCUAUAAUCACUAGCUUGGGACUUGUGAUCAACAAGAAAGUUGACAGUGUUGACAUGAGGAAAGAAGCGGAAAGUUCAGAAGAAGAUAGUGAAGAAGAAGAAAAAGAUGAUGAUGACGAAGAUGAAGAUGAUGACGACGAGAGAAAUGAAAUUUAUGGAUUAAAGGAUUUGUGGUGUGUUUUGAAUUUUUUGAAGGCCACCUAUUUUUCCUCAGAUUUAAUUUUUGCUAAGAACUUUUCAACGUGGAUUAAUAAAUCAGAUAGCGAAAAUCCAUCAAGAGAAUUGCUUGACCAAGUUUUAGAUUUGGAAAACCCGUAUAAUAGUGACAUAUUUUUCACUUAUGUUAAUCAAUUGAUAAUUAGAGGUCUUUUCGAUCAGUCUUUGAAUAUUUUGCUAAGUUGCAAGUACCAAGAAUUGAAAGAAACCAAUGAUUUCACCUUUUACUUGUUUGAAAGCUUGAUAAAAUUGCUCAAUGAAUACCAUAUCAUACAUAAUGCUGGUAAUUCCAGCAUUAACGUUGGUGAAGAAAUUGUCGAAUAUAUCGAUGAACCAAUUUUGCAAGAUAAAAUUAAUGUUCUUUUCAAGGAUUUUAAGAAAAAUGCUCUUGAGUGUAUUGAUACGAUUAAUGAGUAUUUGUUAAGUUGUGAUAAUGGUGAUUUCAGUAUUAACUUAGACGAUCGAGCUUUGAUCUUACGUUUGAGAAAAACUUUCCUGUUACUUUCUGGUUCCAAGUCAGUGAUAUUAGGCCUGUCAUCCUCCUGGUUUGAGGCGUUGAAUGGGUUACUCUUGUUUGAUUUGCCAAAUAGAAAAUUGCUUCCUGAUCAUUUGGAAACUGUGCUCUCUUCUAGAAAUCAUUCAUUUGAAGUCGAUUAUACCAAUAUAUGGGAGACCUUGUGUUAUAGUUUAUUGAAGAACAACAAUCUAUUGCUUGUCUUGAAAUCUUUGGAACAAUUCAGCAGUGACACAACAGCUUUUCUAUCGGUGCUAUUAGAUGCGAAGGGUUUCUUGAAGGAUUAUAAUAGAAUAGAUUACCUUCAAAGUAAAGGCGAGCAAUUGGGAGGCAUUGGUGAUACAGUCUUUGAUUUGGAGCUCCACGAUGAUCAUGAUGUGGAUGAAUACGUAUCCGAGAUCAGUGACUUAUCUAUCACUCAAUUUUUGUUAUAUAAUUUCGCUGUCAAUUGCUUCAGCAACAAGAAGGUGAUUGAUAUUGGUGUUAGUAUAUUGAAGUCUUUGAACUUGAGAAAUUUCAAGCAAAUUUUAACCGAUUAUUUGCCUUAUAAUUACUACUGCGAAAAAAAGGAUGAUUAUGAAUGGUUGAUGAAUCUUUGUGCCGAGAAUAAAUUAAUCUAUUUAUCUAAUAAUCUUAACAAGUUGUUUGGAUUGCAAUUAUAUCAGAGUGGAGAUGUUUUACAGAGUUUAGAAACUUUGAUAAAGACAGGUGAUUAUAGGAUCGUUUCCAAAAUUAUUUGGGAAGUGGUGGAUCAGAAAUUGAUUGAAAAGUAUAAUUACGAUGAAUCGACGGAUAGCUCAUCAAUCAUUGAUUUAUUCGACUAUCAGGAUGAUGAUAUUGAUAUCAACGCUGUCGCAGAAUUAUCAAAUGAUCAGAAAUCUUUCUUGAUGGCUUACAAGCUUGAUCCUGUUUUAAAGAGAUUUUUGUCACCGUAUAUUCUAUUGGUGAAAUACAUGAAAUAUGAAAGAUCUAACAAAUUCAAUGUCUCAAAGUCACUUUUGGUGGAUUUGGUCAACUUCAAUUACUUACCAACCAAAACUCUCUCGAUAUUAUUGUUGUUACUCUUGAAGUAUUUCAAUUUGAAUUUCACAAACAUGUCAUCAAACGUCGGAAUAGGAUUAUCUUUAUUUGAGACUAGUGAAUUGAUGGAAAUUAUCCAAACAUUAAACAAAUUUCUGAAAGAAACGGAGAGAAAGUCUGAAUUAAGGAAAGCCGAUACAUACUACGAAGAAUAUGUCAAACUAGUUCAUACCAACCUUAAUCAUGAGUACACUGAAUUUGGUAUUGAGAUACCUGAAAAUAUUAGUGAGCUUCUAAAAAUAUUGAGAAAUAGAAUCUCAUUGGAAAUCUCAAGGAAGUACCUUGAAUAA
This is a messenger RNA of Saccharomycopsis crataegensis, 2508 nucleotides long. RefSeq names its product Nup85p (gene NUP85). Gene Ontology annotation, cellular component: nuclear pore outer ring. Bases 1 to 2508 code for a protein of 835 amino acids. The record is from RefSeq and is a predicted model, not a curated record. The transcript has a single exon. Gene Ontology annotation, molecular function: structural constituent of nuclear pore. Gene Ontology annotation, biological process: protein import into nucleus; positive regulation of DNA-templated transcription; mRNA export from nucleus. NCBI's taxonomy places the organism in Eukaryota, Fungi, Ascomycota, Saccharomycetes, Ascoideales, Saccharomycopsidaceae.